Exophiala aquamarina CBS 119918 is the source of this 1770-nucleotide messenger RNA. Its product is annotated as CMGC/SRPK protein kinase. Gene Ontology annotation, biological process: spliceosomal complex assembly; regulation of mRNA processing; protein phosphorylation. The transcript is spliced from 2 exons. Bases 1 to 1770 code for a protein of 589 amino acids. Gene Ontology annotation, molecular function: ATP binding; protein kinase activity. NCBI's taxonomy places the organism in Eukaryota, Fungi, Ascomycota, Eurotiomycetes, Chaetothyriales, Herpotrichiellaceae. The record is from RefSeq and is a predicted model, not a curated record.
AUGCGGCCUAGUUUACUCAAGAGAGCGCGAAGCCACACCAACCGUCAGUCUAUCAGUGAUAUGUUGCAUUCUCGCGGAAGCUCGCCACACCCUCAAGCCGACACUGUCUCCGGCCAUAAAUUGAUCGAAGAGGAAACUCUGCCCAAGUACAAUGCCGACACUUUUUACCCUGCUCGUCUAGGAGAAGUCCUCCACGACCGGUACAAGUUAGUCGUCAAGUUGGGCUUCGGCAUGACAGCCACUGUCUGGUUGGCCAAAGAUCUCCAAGCUUCUCCAAAUUCAGGCAAUCGUAAAUACGUUACCAUCAAGAUUAACGUCAACACGUUGACCGAUGACUAUCUAAAAGGUCGGAGAGAAAUAGCCCAAAAGCUCUUCUCUGCAAACCCCCAGCAUGUAGGCUACACCCACAUCAGAUUCAUGCUCGACACAUUCAAAAUCAAAAGCAAACACGGUUCUCAUCUGUGCAUUGUCUACGAUGUCCUACGAGAGCCCAUCGACCUUUGUAUGGAGAAAUUCCCGGGCCGACGCUUCAGUUGCGAGAAAAUCCGGAUCCUGUUGCCCGCUUUACUUACAGGUCUUGACUAUCUUCACUCCGAAUGUGGGGUGGUACACACCGAUCUCAAAGCUGACAACAUAAUGAUGGGUCUUGGCGAUCCGACUAUCCUGGAUCGAUUUGUGCAGCACGAAAUCGAACAUCCAUCUCCGCGAAAAAUGCCCGACUCGCACGGACGUAUCAUCUAUACCUCGUGCAGCGAUUUUGGCGAGGCUCCAACACAUGCAGUCAUUGCCUCUGCCAAAAUCACCGACAUUGGCCUCGCAGUGUUCGGAGACGAGAAGAACACCAAGCCCAUCCAAUCCAAUGCAUUUAUGGCCCCUGAAGUCAUAUUGCAAUGUGGUUGGUCAUAUCCAGCAGAUAUAUGGAAUCUGGCAGUCAUGCUAUGGGAUUUGUUUGAGAACUUUGGUCUAUUCGACUCCAUCGAUACGAGACCAGGCCAUUACCAGCCAGCGAGACAUCUUGGUCUGAUGAUCGCAUUGAUGGGACCUCCUCCAAAGGAGUUUCUCAAGCGAGGGGCAAAGUCUCAUCAAUUCUUCGACUCGCAAGGCGAAUUCAAGUAUCCAGACUACAUCCUGAAAGAUCUCGACUGGGACGCAUCCGUGUCGCGCCUGCGAGGCGAAGAAAAAGAUCUUUUCAUCGACUUCGCCAAGAAGAUGAUCACUUGGGUUCCUGAAGAGCGGUGGACGGCCAAGCAGCUCCUCGAACAUCCAUUCUUGACCAAGGAGCGCGAUCCCAACUAUCUCACGCCAACACCGAGUCUCAGCCGCGCGUCGACGGCAUCAAUGGGCUCUAUCAUCCCCUCACGAACAGCCACGCCCGGGCCGCCACCGACCUCCCACCCAGCACCGGCACUGAGCAGCUCCAUGCUCUCUGUGCCAUGCAACACAGGGUCUUCAGCCGCAACAUCCAAAGGCCUCGAGAGAACAUCCUCACGCCCCAGUACACCAGCGAAAGACAACGAACUGGAUCUAUCACGCCCCCCUUCACGAGCAUCGACUUUCAGCACCAACUCAGUCACGCUGACCUCUCGGCCCAAGCAGAAAGAACGCGCUUCCAGCGACACCACCACCCUCUGCCCACCACCAGCCACCAUCAACACGGACAAUAGGUCCUCUCAAGAUCUCAUCGAUUCCAUUCUGAAGAGAGGAAAACAAGGGAACGGAAAAGCCAACGGGAAAGUCCACCAGGACCCCAUCGAGGAGGAACCAACUUAA